Molecule: messenger RNA, 990 nt
Organism: Aegilops tauschii subsp. strangulata
Lineage: Eukaryota; Viridiplantae; Streptophyta; Magnoliopsida; Poales; Poaceae
Source: RefSeq, a predicted model, not a curated record
GCUCCCAUAAAUAUAUAAUGCAACAACAAAAAACAGAAAAAAACUAAGAAGAAAAAAUAGAUCACAAACAGAGUGUACAUCAGAUUAGAUGUGACAUAACUAUAUCACAUCUAUAUGUGUCCUAGAGAGAUCCAAAUUAUUUUAUUUCCCAAGAAGCAGGGAGUAGGAGUAGCUCCCGUUCCGUUUGCACUUGGGAAAUCAUCAUGAUCCGAACUCCGAAGUGGCCGUUAACUUGUCUUCUUAUUACAUCUAGCUAGUUGUAUCCAAUCCAAUCCAAGAAGGUAAACGGGACGCUCUCUUUCUCGUGUUCUGUUCUGUUUCUGUUUGCUUUCUUUUCCCCUCCCCAGCAUAUAAUAAGCAGGCACGACCCCUGUCCACCAAAGCAACGCAACGCAAGCACAAGCACAACCACAACCACAACCAGCGACAUCGUCUUCUCUUCUUCACGUAGAUAGAUAGACAAGUUUUCCAUCUCGCUUUUCCUCUUCGGGGCCUGAUGGAGAACAAGGAGGCGGCUGCAGCGGCGGCGCCGGCCGUGCCGGAGAAGGAGUCGCAGGCGGCGUCGACGUGCUUUAAGAGGACGGUGGCCGAGGACGCGGGGCUGAUGGAGCUGGCCAAGGACCAGUACCGGCAGUUCAAGGAGGCGCAGGGGAGGGACCACUGGGAGUGCAUCAAGAACAAGGUCAGCUCCAUGUUCGCCGACCCCAUCUUCGGCGGCUUCAAGCCUGACUCCACCACCAACACGCCGCCGUCCGUCGAGUCGCAGUAGAUCGCCGUCGUCGUCUAGAUACUGGCCUAUAUAUAUAUAUAUAUUGCCUUGUUUUAGCUGCUACUUUAGUUAUGAGGAUCAUGGGCCUAUAUAUAUAUAUAUAUAUAUAUAUAUAUAUAUAUAUAUCGCUGCUACUUUAGUUAUGAGGAUCAUGGGCCUUGUUUUAGCUGUGGGGAAAUUACUGGAUUUUUUAAUAAGAUCUGGAUCCUUGUGAAAUCCUA